UUUAAACUUCACUGUUUUUUAAACUUCGGGGGUGUGGUCGCCCUUGCAUUCUUUUUCCCGUGGCCGGUCAUCCCCGGACCCGCCAGGUCCUUCUCUUGGCCUGCCUUCCAGAUGCUUUGGAGUCAUGAGCCGGGAGGGCCCGGGGACCCCUUGGGUGGCCGAGGUGAUCCGAGAUCGCCUUUGUUUUGCCAUUCUCUACAGCAGACCAAAGAGUGCGUCGAACGAGCAUUAUUUCAGCAUAGAUAAUGAACUUGAGUAUGAGAACUUCUACGCGGAUUUUGGACCGCUCAAUCUGGCAAUGGUUUACAGAUAUUGUUGCAAGAUAAAUAAGAAGCUCAAGUCCAUUACGAUGCUGAGGAAGAGAAUUAUCCACUUCACUGGCACCGAUCAGAGAAAACAAGCGAAUGCUGCCUUCCUUGUUGGGUGUUAUAUGAUUAUAUAUUUGGGGAGGACUCCAGAAGAUGCAUAUAGAACAUUAAUCUUUGGAGAUACAGCUUAUAUUCCUUUCAGAGAUGCUGCCUACGGAAGCUGCAGUUUCUAUAUUACACUUCUCGACUGUUUUCACGCAGUAAAGAAGGCAAUGCAGUAUGGCUUUUUAAAUUUCAACGCAUUUAACCUUGAUGAAUAUGAACACUAUGAAAAAGCAGAAAAUGGAGAUUUUAACUGGAUAAUACCAGAGCGGUUUCUUGCCUUCUGUGGACCUCAUUCAAGAUCGAGGCUUGAAAGUGGUUACCACCAACAUUCUCCUGAGACUUAUAUUCCAUAUUUUAAGAAUCACAAUGUAACUACCAUUAUCCGUCUGAAUAAGAGGAUGUAUGAUGCUAAGCGCUUUACGGAUGCUGGUUUCGAUCACCAUGAUCUUUUCUUUCCGGAUGGCAGCACCCCUGCUGAGGCAAUUGUCCAAGAGUUUCUGGAUAUUUGUGAAAAUGUUGAGGGUGCCAUUGCAGUGCACUGCAAAGCUGGCCUUGGCCGAACAGGUACUCUGAUAGGCUGCUACCUCAUGAAGCAUUAUAGGAUGACGGCAGCCGAAAGCAUUGCCUGGCUCAGAAUCUGUAGACCGGGUUCUGUGAUUGGGCCCCAGCAGCAGUUUCUGGUCAUGAAACAGUCAAGCCUCUGGCUGGAAGGCGACUAUUACCGCCAGAAGUUGAGAGGGCAGGAGAAUGGACCCCUCAGAACAGCCUUCUCCAGACAACUCUCGGAUAUUGACGACAUUUCGAUAAGUGGGCUUGAGAAUCAAGACAAUCAAGAGCCAGAGCCGUAUAGUGAUGAUGAUGAAAUCAGUGGAGUAACACAAGGAGACAAGCUUCGGGCCUUGAAAAGUCGGAGACAGUCCAAAGCCAACACUAUCCCCCUCACAGUAAUUCUUCAGCCCAGUGUUCAGAGCUGUAAAACCCCUGAACCUAACCUUUCUGGCAGUGCAGGCAUUACUAAACGAACCACCAGAUCUGCUUCGGGGAAAAGCAGUCUAAAAAGCCUGGCUCCUUGGAGGGAGAGGAGGAACGCUUUGCGACAAAUGCCCGUGCUGGCGUUAUGUCCAGCCGUUUCAAGGACUAAGACAGUCUUGCGUUAAAAAACCGCUGACCAGCACUCCAGGGAAGACUAGGAACAGAAAACCCCAACAGGAUUUAGCCAAUCGCUCUGAAAACAAAACAGACACUGCAAAGGCCUUAGUUUCUCUCCACAUAAGAAGUUCAUUCAAUGAAGAAAAUAUCACCGGCCUCUCAGCCACGCACUGACUGUAGGGCGUGGCUGAACAUUUGAGGGCCCAACUCCCCCUUUGUAAUCUCAAGUUGGAUGAAAGCUGCUAUCGAAAGUUUAGUCUCAGGUGUCAAUACCCGGCCCUCUGCCACCAGAGAGCUGUCUGGUGAGCGUGGUACAUGUGUGUUCCUGUGAUGGCAAUCAUGUUUGCUGCUGGCCUUCAGAAGGAUCUGAUGAAGGUCUCUUGGGUAUUUAUUUUUUGUUCAGCCUGUGACCGCCGUCUUGUAAUUAAAGAUGAAAGAAGACGAGCAUCUCUCCAGUGGUACCCUCCGUCUAAGACAGGAUUUGGUACAAUGUUUCACUUUGCUCCUGUUAAUACUGUCGUGAUGUUCACUGUGUGAAGUACCCAAGCUGCUUGUCUUUCACCAAAGAGUGCUUUAAUAACAAUCUGUGAAAACUACAUUUAAACACUGUUACGUGUUGUUGUGGUUACCAAAACAUGCUAAAGAAUGUUGAUAGAGUGUUUGAACCUUUUCUCAGUUGAAAGGUUAUGUAAGUUCUUCCUUGUGUCCUUUAGGAUGAAGACUUCAGGGCUGGGCGUUAGAUCGCUCAGUCACAUGUCAGAAUUGUGUUUCCUCCAGUACAUUAAAACCAAACAGCAAUGCUGGUGUUUGGUGGCUUUAAAGACAAAAUUGUUCACCCUCUGUAGAGUCUUUUCUCUGUGCUGCUGUGGAGUUUUGUUAUUUGUAUGAUUCACAGUUUGAUUUUAGCGGCAAUUGCUUGCUUCUGGAGUUAGGCUGUUUGUGUAAGAGAACUCACUGUUGCCUUUGGUUAGGGAAUACGACUAGAAACUGUAGCGUGCCUUCUCUCUUCACCCCUGCUGGAAGUCAACAGCACCUGUGCCAUGAAGCAAUUGCAAAAGCCAGAAUUUAUCUGUUGCCAAAAAGAAAAAGACAGAGCCAGUCGUUAGAGAAUGCUUUAGAGUUGUCCUGGUUACCUCCACAGCAGAGGAAUGGUUUUUAUUGACUCUUCCCAGUUUGGAGACUGGAGAAAUGCAGUAUUGAAAGCCAUUGAGAGCCAAUGCCUUCCUAAGACAGACGAGUGUCAGGUGAGCAGGCGGCCCCACUUGAACAGUUGACCUUCUUGUAGAUGGAAUGAAUAAGAUAAAGUCUGGUAAAUUAAAAAAAAAAAAAGAAAGAAAUGGAAAGACAUAGGGUCCCCCGUUUCAGUGUUUCUAUCCUCUGUGGCACUGGCUGACAUUGAGUUGGGGGCCUGGGGAUAUCAGUGUAGAAUCCACACGAAGAGCCCCUCCCCAGUCAGCUUUUAAACACCAAAGAAAGGCAGUUAAGGUCUAGGUAGGAGGACAUUUCGUUUACUUGUAAUGCUCAAUCAAACUGCACCUGAGUCUAAAAUAGCCCUUGCAGGGAGGUUCUCCCUCCCCUGAGCAAGCCAGGCCUAGUACUUAGGAGACCUUACUUCCUUGUGAACCAAGCUCGAUUUGCCCUGUGUAUCAGGAUGGAUGAACAGGGCCUGCCCACCGUGACUCAUGGUGAUUGAAUCUGUGAAUAAAACCACUUGGGCGUCAGUGAUAACCACAGUGCUUUUUAGAAAUUGCCCCUUUGUUUUCAGCUCCAAUUGCUACCACUGUGGCGUGGCUCUUGCUAAAAUUUCCUCUCUUGCUGGUUGCUUAGGAAACGUGAGUUGGUGAGGACACAUUCCCAGGAAAACCUACUUCGUUCAGAUGCUGUGGUGAUAAUUCUAGGGAUGGACAGUCACCAGCACCGACUGGUGGCAUCUAGGAUGCAGGAGGUUUGGGUCUGACUAAUGGAAAAUCCUUCCUGCUUUGAAUUAGUGGGCAGAAGACCCUGUUGCUGCAGAGCAUAAAUCAGUGGCUGUUGGGUGGAGGGGCCCCUUAACUUCAGAUGGCUUUGAAAGUCAUCAAGUCCUUCUCCAGCAGAAUUAGAACUGGGAAGUAUGCAUAUAGGUGAAGGGGAACUCAGAGCCUCCAGAGUUCCAGAGAGGAAUCUCUGCAAAGCUGGGCUUCAGGACUUACAGAUAGAUGAAUACAGUUACGAGGCCCAGCUAGAACUCUGUUGCCAAGAGGCAGGAAGGAUGGUCCCUGAACAGUGGUAGCCGUAUUGGUCAAACAUGGCCACAUGAUGCUCUUCCUCAGAACUUUACAGCUUUAACUUGAUCCUCCAAACGUAGCCCCUACCCAUUGUCCUGCCCCAUGCCCUCCCGCCUCUCCCCACGGGUGGCUUCUACCUCUUGGCUUGGGCCCCGACAGGUCAUAGAGGCUUUCUCAAGUGUUCUCAUGAGGCUCUUGGAGCGUUUUCGGGUCUAACAGACCUUUCCAGCUAUCUGGGUAACUUUGUGCCUGGAACGCUUAGGCCUCUGUUACCUUGAAUCGCUGUCGUUUGGUGUGUGUCCUAGAAGUAGCAGCUGCUUUCUGCAUAUAUUUUCUGAAAGUUCUUACCGGAGUUUAGAAAGCAGUUAGUCAGAAACCUUAAAAAUCUAUUUUCUUUAAGAUUUCUCUUCCACUAAAAUGUCCUAGUAAGCUUAGCGACCGCUCUUGCAUUUUUCUCCUUAAAUCUGUUUAAGUUUCCCAUGCCACUGGGUGGAAAUAAUACUACAGAUGUGUUUGAUAGGAGUUUGCCUAUCCUGUAUAAGAAAUUACCUCCUUAGUGACCCAGUAGAACUCACUGUGGAUGGAUGUGUCCGUCAGAUUAGAGAACCGCAGUUCUGCAUCCUUCAUUUGAAGACUCUAUUGUAUGCUCAUGUGCAGGUGAUUAAGUGAAGUUUUAAAGUGUAACUGAUGAAUCAGUAUUUGAUCAAUCGUUGUUUUGAUAUUUUAUUAAAUUGUAUAUUUCUAAUCAUAUUUUUUAAAGCUGAGAGAAGUGGUUGGAUGUUUAUUCUCCUGAAGGUAUUUUUAAGACAAAGCUUCACCGUAGCCUGUAAACUUGGCACAUACAUGUAGUUUUUGAUACUUCUUGUUGCAUUUGAAAAUCUUGUGUAUUGUAAAAUGGUUUUAUACAAAAUACUAAAUAGUAGAAAUUGUAUAAUUUGCAAUCAUAUAAUUAAAAAUAUUAAACAGUUUUUU
Microtus ochrogaster (prairie vole) is the source of this 4798-nucleotide messenger RNA. It is a transcript of the gene Cdc14b, whose product is annotated as cell division cycle 14B. The record is from RefSeq and is a predicted model, not a curated record. NCBI's taxonomy places the organism in Eukaryota, Metazoa, Chordata, Mammalia, Rodentia, Cricetidae. Gene Ontology annotation, biological process: protein dephosphorylation.